AUGCGGUCCUCAAUUGCUGCCGUCCUCGCUGCCGUGAGUCUGGCCUCUGCGGCCACGAUCAACGAGACGGAGCCAUCCAUCACCGAGAUCAACAAGGCUGCUGCCACGACUCUUCCCUAUUCCCCCGUGUCCAACGUGAGCGGUCUUGCGUUCGAUCGGAUCAUCGACAUCUGGCUCGAGAAUGUGGACUACGCGACGGCCGCUGCUGAUCCGAACAUGCAAGCAAUUGCCAAAGAGGGCAUCCUGCUGACCAACUACUGGGCCGUCACCCACCCGUCUGAGCCCAACUACUGCGCUGCUGCCAGCGGUGAGAACUUCGGCAUGGACAAUGACAACUUCCACCAGAUUCCGAACAACGUUUCGACCGUCGCUGACCUUCUGGACACCAAGGGCAUUGCCUGGGGAGAGUACCAGGAGGGACUGCCUUACCCUGGCUUCCAGGGCUUCAACUACUCCAACCAGCAGACCUACGCCAACAACUAUGUCCGCAAGCACAACCCCUUGAUCCUCUUCAACUCGGUCACCGACAACGAUCUCCGCCUUCGCCAGAUUAAGAAUUUCACCAACUUCUACCAGGAUCUCCAGAACAAGCGUCUUCCCCAGUGGGCCUUUGUUACCCCGAACAUGACCAACGACGGGCAUGACACGAAUAUCACCUUCGCUGCCAAGUGGUCCAUCAACUGGCUUACACCCCUGCUGAAGAAUCCUUAUUUCACCGAGAAAACGCUUAUCCUGCUCACUUUCGAUGAGAGCGGAAACUACACUGUCCCCAACAAAGUCUUCAGUGUUCUCCUGGGAGGAGCUGUGCCGGAGCACCUCAAGGGAACCACCGAUGACACCUUCUACACUCAUUACUCCGUUAUUGCUUCUGUCUCUGCAAACUGGGGUCUUCCUUCCCUGGGCCGCUGGGACUGCGGUGCGAACCUGUUCAAGCUGGUUGCGGAGAAGACCGGAUACGUCAACUACGAGGUUGACACCCACAACCUCUUCCUGAACCAGACCUACCCAGGUCCCCUGUCUGCGAACGACUACUCCAAGUAUUCCCCCAACUGGCCUGUGCCGGCUGCCCACGAGAAGUGCUCUGCUGGCCAUGGCAUUCUUAAGGCCGUCAAGGACACCUGGGGUCACUUGGAGCCUUCCUACAACUACACGGCCCCGUUCCCGUAUGACACCGCCAGCGGCAUCAAUGUUGGCGUCAAGUACUACCGAACUGACAAGAAUGGAAAGAAGGAGGAGUAUCAAGUAAAGACGGGGCUGUCUGGUGCUGCCCGAAGGAAGCGUUCGGAUCGCAGUUCCACACGCGACAGGAAGCUACCCUCUGUUGUUGACAUGGGCCAGGAAGCGCCUCAAGACAGCGCUGGGCCAUCGUCUCCACCACCUGCCUUGCCCGAGGGCUGGCUUGCUCAGUGGGAAGGCCUCUCUCGCAAGUGGUACUUUGUCCAGCGAGCCACAGGCAAGGCACAAUGGGAGAUUCCCACCGAGCCGGUCAUCCUCACUCCUUCGACGACGCCGAAUUCCACCGAAACUGGUCCUACACGGGCUCCGUUCUCGAGACCGCAGACGAACAGUCCGCAGGCAGCGACGGGGCUGAGUCUGACUGCAGCCGGGGGCGUGACGACGGGGUCUGACAGGGCCGGAAUCUCCAGCUUCUUUGGCUCGCAGAAUGGUGGCUUUACGCCCAUAUCCGCCGGAUUGCUGAACAGGGUCCCAAACCAAUCUGUCAACAUGAAAGCGAACGAAUAUAAUGGAUACAAUCAACAGAAUCUUUCGGGUCAGGGAUACGGGGCUGCAUCGGGCCAUGACCUAUUUGGGUCUCUGUCGGGGCGUUUGUCACAGUAUCAGAACGGGCACCAGCAAAAUCCAUUUGGAUACUCAUCCACGAGUCAGAUCGGGACGUACACGGGGAGUGCAUCCCAAUACCAGCCUUCUGCGCAGCAGCUGGCUUCUGUACCUGGACUCAACGGGGGUUCGUCACAGCCAGGAGCGGGCUUUGCUGGGGACUACGCUGUUGAUCAUUCCGGAAGUCUGUCGUCUCAAUUCACAUCGUCCGCUUCAUUCUCUCAACGUUAUUCAGCUCAAUCGAUGACGGCUUCAGGUCUCCCAAAUCACUACCAGGCGUCUGCGGCAAGCACGUACUCGGGCCUGGGUAGUUCUGGGGUUUCAGUGCCAUCUGUAAUGAAGUCUCAAUGGCAAUUGGGGUCACAGCCUACAAAUCCUCAGUCUACGAAACCCUUGAUGACGCAAUCUCAAGCACCGCUCAAUCCCGGAGGAUCGACAAGUCAGCAGCAUUAUUCCAACCAGUCCUUUACCAGCGCACAGUUCCCGACUUCGCAGUAUCCAGGAAUGCAGACGAUGAACGCUUACAGUCAUGCGAGUGUGGGCCAGCCGUUCUCUACGCAACCAGCCAGCUCUUUCGGGCAAUCCAGUCUGAGUAUCCAAGACAAUCCUUCGAGCUUCCGGGAUAUCCAAGGACUAUCAGGGCUUGUCAGUCAGCAUGGGCAGAACAACACUCCAAAUGCGUACACACAGUAUCCAUCAUAUCAAGCAGGACAGCAGGGCUCGCUGUUUACCGCCAAAGGCUCAAACACGUCCACGCCUCCUACCACCGCAUCGGGCGUCGCCAAUAACUCUCCCCUGGGAUCUGCUGGCUUUGGGACGUCUUAUGCUUCUGGA
This is a messenger RNA of Rasamsonia emersonii CBS 393.64, 2673 nucleotides long. RefSeq lists its product as uncharacterized. The annotation marks the transcript as partial. Gene Ontology annotation, molecular function: protein binding; hydrolase activity, acting on ester bonds. Gene Ontology annotation, biological process: phospholipid catabolic process. The transcript is spliced from 8 exons. The record is from RefSeq and is a predicted model, not a curated record. Lineage: Eukaryota; Fungi; Ascomycota; Eurotiomycetes; Eurotiales; Trichocomaceae.